UUCGAUUCAGUUCGCUUUCAGUUUGUCAACGCGUCGCAUGCGUUCGCCGUGCUCUAGCGAGAUAUUCGGAAUUGUUUGAAAUCUAACGAAAUAAUUAGCAUACUAAAGCAGUGAAUAUAGUGAAUUUGUGUGUGUGUGUGGCGAAUAUAUAUAUAUAUAAAGCUUCAAGAAAAUAUCGCUCAACAGUUCAAAUAAGAAACCCUCAACAAGUUGUUAACCCCUUUAUGGCCAUGUCACCCUACGCUUCCUGCGUUCUCCUGUUGGGAUUGCUCUCCCUCGCUCUGAGCCUGAAUGCAGCCUCUGGAGUUCUACGUUGCUGGCGCUGUUCCACAGAUGUGUCGAAUGGCGAGUUCUGCAACGAUCCCUUUCAAUCGGACAGCAUCUCGGAGCAGCAGCGUUACUGGAGCUAUGUGAAUUGCACCUAUUCAGUGGGUGUCAAAUCGGUGAAUGCGCGACCUGUCUGCAAGAAACUGGUGCAGGAAGUCUAUGGCAAACGGGUAAUUUCGCGCUCCUGCUUCUACGAGGAUGUUGAUGAUCCGGCAGACAAAUGCGCCAUGGACACGACCUCAUCCUACAUCAAGACCGUUUACUGCCGCACUUGCACCACGGAUGGCUGCAACUCGGCUGGCGGACUGUCGGGUCUGGUGGGGCUGCUGGUGCUGCCGCUGCUCGCCGCGCUGAGGCAGCUAUGCAAAUGAGCUAAUGGCUGGGAAAACUGAGCAGACGUGGGAGGAGACUGCACUUAAUUGCAUGAUGCGAAUGAUGCAAAACUGAAUUUAAAUCUUACAAAUUCCUUUGAGCAGAAUACAGAAACACAUCAAACAGCAAAUUUUUUUCAAAUCUAAUUUAAUUCGUCUCCACACAACUUUUAAUACAAAUAGUUCUAUGCAAAUUGCACAAACACUCAGCACUGAAUAGCUGGCAGUCACACUUCGCUAUAUAUAAAUCAUAAAAUUAACAUUUAUGCAGACUAUACAAAUACAAUUUCAUAAAUUUAUAAAUGUUAUGUAGCUUAGAGCAUUCAAAGGUUUCUUCACUUCGCUCGAUCUUAAGCAAUCAAUAAAUUUGUAGUUCAAAAUUCAUUUACUCAACGUUUUGCACGCCAAUUGGUUCAUUUAAUUGAUUACACACACACACACACAUACAUGCACAUACUCACACACACCCAAACAUUCAUAUACUUUUAUAGACCUUUGUAAUAUUAUAUUACUUAUUGUAACUGUAAUUGAAGCACUUUUUUUAUGGUGUCUUAUAAAUAAAUUGAUUA
Drosophila hydei is the source of this 1267-nucleotide messenger RNA. RefSeq lists its product as uncharacterized. Gene Ontology annotation, biological process: regulation of synaptic transmission, cholinergic; positive regulation of voltage-gated potassium channel activity; sleep. The record is from RefSeq and is a predicted model, not a curated record. The transcript has 3 exons. NCBI's taxonomy places the organism in Eukaryota, Metazoa, Arthropoda, Insecta, Diptera, Drosophilidae. The coding region runs from base 225 to 698 and encodes 157 amino acids.